This is a messenger RNA of Plasmodium inui San Antonio 1, 882 nucleotides long. Its product is annotated as translation initiation factor eIF-2B subunit alpha. Lineage: Eukaryota; Apicomplexa; Aconoidasida; Haemosporida; Plasmodiidae. The record is from RefSeq and is a predicted model, not a curated record. Bases 1 to 882 code for a protein of 293 amino acids. Gene Ontology annotation, cellular component: eukaryotic translation initiation factor 2B complex. Gene Ontology annotation, biological process: translational initiation. The transcript is spliced from 2 exons. Gene Ontology annotation, molecular function: translation initiation factor activity; guanyl-nucleotide exchange factor activity.
AUGACAAAGACCAACUUCGAAUUCUUGGUUAACUUAAAUGACGCUAAUGGAAAACUAAAAAGUUUCGUAAAAAAGGAAAAAACACAAAGGGAGAUUUUAUCUAUGCCCCACUCGAAAAGGAUGACCAUAUACCCCAUUCUGUCUUCCAGCGACAUCUACCUACACUUUGCGGUGAAAAAGUACACCCACAAUGAAAAUAACUUCCCCAACCUGAAGAACCUCAUCUCCAGCAGCGCCCAGGAAUUCUCAGAAAACGUUAAACAGAGUUUAAGGGCCAUAGGGAAUAGCAGCAAUAUCAUGUUCACCAAUAAAAAGACGAUCAUCCUAACGUACAGCAACUCCGAAUGCGUAAAAAGCUUGCUACUCAAUGUUGUAAAGAAUCAAAUGAAGCACGUGAGUGUGUAUUUUACCUGCACAGAACAUAUCUGUAAUGACUACUUAAAGAAGGACAAAAAAUUCGACGAUAAGUUUGUUGAAGAUCUGCAGAGGGAGCAUAUUCAAGUAACCAAAAUUAACCUUGACGAUGUUAAGGAUGUAUUAAGCACAAUCGAUUUUGUGGUCAUAGGAACAGAACUCGUAAUCGACAAUGGAGGAAUUAUUAACAAGAAAGGUAUUAGACAGCUAGCCCAAUUGUGUUCAUCAAAUAAAAAAGAAUUUUAUGUCACUUGUGAAGCGUAUAAAUUUUUAAAAAUUGAAAAAAUAAGAAAUUCUGCCCAGGAAUUUUACUCGUAUUGUACGGAAAAUACAGCUAGCGAAGGUAGAAAUUUGUAUGAAUUUCUUCCUCACCAUUUUAUUACUCUUUUUUAUACGGACAUUGGAAUUUUCCCUCCAUCUGCAAUUUCGUACGAACUGAACAAAUUGUACAUCAACGAUGUUUACUGA